AUGACACGGCCUACUUCUCAUGUUGACGUCCUCAUUGUCGGCGCUGGCCCGGCAGGACUCAUGCUGGCGAAUUGGAUGAGCCGCUGCGGAAUCAAGACACGCGUGGUAGACAAGCGUGGUACCAAGGUCUUCAACGGCCAAGCAGACGGCCUCCAAUGCCGAACCCUGGAGAUCUUCGACUCCUUCGACUUCGCCCAACGUGUCUGGCAGGAAUCAAACCACAUGCUAGAAAUCUGUCUCUGGAACCCAGACAAAAAUGGUAACUUGCGCCGCUCAGACCGUAUUGCGGAUACAAUCCCCGGGAUUAGUCGAUUCCAGCAAGUCGUCCUGCACCAAGGCCGUAUUGAGCGGUUCUUCCUCGACUCGAUCAAGGAGCACAGCGAUAUCACCGUUGAACGGGGAGUACUGCCUACUUCGUUCGACUUCAACGUGUCCAAAGCUCGCGAUCCCACUGAUUAUCCGAUCACCGUGACGCUCAAGACGCUCUCGGACGAAGAAGCCACACCCCAGCAACAACGGAAGUCCGCCAAUGGCACCGUCGUGGAUGACGGACUUUUCCGCAGCAACCUCGCCCCAGACGACACGGAAGACAUGAUUCGCUCAGCGGAGCAAAGUAAUCGCGCCAACCAAACAGAAGAAGUCAAAGCCAAGUUCAUGGUAGGCUGUGACGGCGCUCACUCUUGGGUCCGGAAACAACUCGGGUUCAGUUUGGAGGGCGACUCGACGGACUAUAUCUGGGGCGUGCUUGAUAUUGUCCCCAUCACUGACUUCCCUGAUAUCCGAAUGCGGUGCGCUAUUCACUCAGCCAAUGCUGGGUCCGUCAUGGUUAUUCCGCGGGAGAAUAAGCUUGUACGGUUGUAUAUCCAGCUGCAGUCGACGGAUGUGGGAGGAGGGAAGGCAGACCGGUCGAGUAUCACCCCCGAUAUGAUCCUUAAGUCCGCACAGCAAAUCUUGCAUCCGUAUACACUUACUUAUGAGUAUUGUGACUGGUGGACGGCAUAUCAAAUUGGUCAACGCGUUGGAAGUAAUUUCUCAUUGCAGGAUCGCGUGUUUUUGGCUGGUGAUGCUGUUCAUACGCACUCCCCUAAGGCUGGACAGGGAAUGAACGUUAGCAUGCAGGAUACAUACAACCUGGGCUGGAAGUUAGCCCAUGUGGUCAAGGGCUACAGUGAGCUCUCGAUCCUAAAGACAUACCAGUCCGAAAGACGACGAAUCGCACAGGACCUGAUCGCAUUCGACUACCGCUUCUCACGCCUCUUCUCCGGCCGUCCCGCCAUGGACGUAAUGGACGAAGAAGGCAUUAGCAUGGAAGAAUUCAAAAAUGCCUUUCAAAAAGGCAACAUGUUCGCCAGUGGGAUCGCCGUCGACUACGGCACCAGCCUCAUCGUCGCCAAACCCGGCUCCUCAGCCGAACAAGGCGACGGAACCGACGUCUCCAGUCAAAGCAAACACCGCGUCCUGAGCAAACAACACCUCGCAAGCACCAUCCCUGUCGGACAACGUAUCCCCAGCCACAAAGUGCUCAACCAAGCCGACGCGCGUCCAUGGCAUCUACAAGAGCUGCUCAAGAGCAAUGGCCGCUGGCGCGUGAUUGUGUUCCCGGGAUCCCUAACCAAUCAGACGAACAUGGCCCGCUAUCAACGACUGGGUGAGAAAUUGAUUAAUGCAAACUCGUUCCUUCGGAGAUACACGCCGUCAAAUUUGCCUAUCGACGGCGUUAUCGAGGUGCUUACCGUCCAUGCUGGGCCGCGGUGGGAUAUUGAGUUGUUGGAUUUACCGGAUAUCUUCCAUCCGUACCAUGAGAAGAUGGGGUGGGAUUACUGGAAAGUGUUUGCGGAUGAUCAGUCGUACCAUGAGGGUCAUGGGAGGGUGUAUGAAAAUUAUGGGAUUGAUCCGCGACAAGGGGCCAGUGUGAUUGUGCGGCCGGAUCAGUAUGUUAGUUGGGUUGGGGAGAUGGAUGAUUAUGAGGAGAUGGAGGGGUUCUUUUCUUCAUUUAUGAAGGAGCAGCAGGGUGUGACUCAACAGCAGCAGGCUGAUGGGCUUGUUACGUCUGUUUUGUAG
Aspergillus ruber CBS 135680 is the source of this 2061-nucleotide messenger RNA. RefSeq names its product putative FAD monooxygenase. The transcript is spliced from 4 exons. The record is from RefSeq and is a predicted model, not a curated record. The coding region runs from base 1 to 2061 and encodes 686 amino acids. Gene Ontology annotation, molecular function: FAD binding. NCBI's taxonomy places the organism in Eukaryota, Fungi, Ascomycota, Eurotiomycetes, Eurotiales, Aspergillaceae.